Molecule: messenger RNA, 438 nt
Organism: [Candida] anglica
Lineage: Eukaryota; Fungi; Ascomycota; Pichiomycetes; Serinales; Debaryomycetaceae
Source: the annotation of a GenBank genome assembly
AUGGAUCGUAUCCCCAUGAAAUCAAACUUUAUCCAGCAAAAAAUUGCCGAGAAGAGAUCAGAACUUGAAUCAUUGAAUGAGAUUAAAAAGUUCACUUCAAUUCUUACUGGACAGCUAGAGAACCUUGAAAGUAAACUCAAUGAUAUGGCUGAAGGCACAGAAUCUGUAGCAUUGGUUCUUUCAAACUGGCAAAAUGUAGUGAACUCAAUUUCUCUUGCCUCCUUGGGAUUACUUAAAUAUUCACAAAAGGAUUAUGAGACAGGUACUCCUCUUCCUGAAUAUUUGGUGAGAAUUCCGUUGGAUAAAGAUGACAAUUCAAAUGGUCAAGACCAACAAGAUGAAGCAUAUACCCAAGAAGAGGUUGACGACGAGGGCGACUUGGAACAUCAACAACAAGAAGUAGAAGAAGAAGAAGAAUAUUCCGAUCAAGAUGAUUAA